Molecule: messenger RNA, 2994 nt
Organism: Erpetoichthys calabaricus (reedfish)
Lineage: Eukaryota; Metazoa; Chordata; Cladistia; Polypteriformes; Polypteridae
Gene: lrrc53
Product: leucine rich repeat containing 53
Exons: 2
Coding region: 209-2536 (775 amino acids)
Source: RefSeq, a predicted model, not a curated record
AUAGGCACUGUAGAUAUGUCUGCUAUGUGAACCUCAGACAUUAAGGACUAAUCAGGGGAUAUUCUAUGUGUAUUGGAUUUCAGGAAGUCAUUUAUAGAUUAUUCUUCAUUAUUUAAUUUCUUUUACAGAUCACAGAACUGAAGAGCUGUCUAGAUGGAGAAGAACUACAGGUCAGAAUGAUUGUCCUUGUCAAAAUAAGAACUUUACAAUGUUUGAAAAAGAAGAAAGCCCUGUGUACACAACACCUCUUACAUGUGUACAAGAAUUGUCCAGUAAAGGAGAUGUCAAUUGUGCACUAACAGAUCUCUAUAGUAACUAUUUUACAGAUGAAGAAAAUAUUUACUUACUGCCAGACUACCUUACUAUUGAUUGCUUUCAUUGUAAUACAACUUACAAAUACAGCAGGCGAGGGAGUAAUGAGGAGAGGAGUAGACCACAAACAGCAGGCAAAAGGCCCAGAAACCACUCCUCUAGAAGAACUACGGGAAUGAACAGCAGCACAACAGAAGAGGAAGCUUAUAGAAAAUCAACUGGAGAUGAAUAUCAUGAGAGGGAAACAACUGAAAACCCCUCUGAGUUACAAAGAGUAAAGUUAACUCAUGCACAAAAGAGUGUCUCCUUUAAUUUGCCUGAUUCAGUAAAUGAAUGCCUGACUUCUCCCAAAAGUAAAAGAAGGAAAAGCAGCACACAUGACAGCACAAAGUUUAAGCAGCCCACUGGUAAAACAAAAGGAAUGAGUGAGAAAGUGGAGAGAGGUGUUUCAUAUUCAAAAACUAAAGCAGAGAAAAAGCUUUACUCAUCCACUCAGCUCUCAUUAAAACCCAAAGCCUGUUUGGAUGGUUUACUGAAAGUCAAGAUCAAUUUAGACCCUUUCAGACGAAACAAAGUUUAUCCAGUUCAAGAAAUGUGGAUUGAGGAGAAGCCUAUCCUUCGAGAGAGUAUGGACCAUGAUCAGAAAAAAUCAAGGAAAAAGGCCAAAACAAAACAAGUUCAAGAAAUGUGUGAAGAGGAGAAGGUCACUCUUGAAGAGAGUGUGGACCAAGAUCAUAUUAAAUCAGGGAUAAAGGCCAAAACAAAACAAGUUCAAGAACUGUGUGAAGAGGAGAAGGUCACUCUUGAAGAAAGUGUGGACCAAGAUCAUAUAAAAUCACGGAAAAAGGCCAAAACAAACAAGCUGAAAGAGAAGUCAGCAACAACUGAGAGUGCUAUACCUGUUCUAGAUCAAUCAGCUGCACCGGAUGCCCCAGAAGUUACAUCAACUGGGAAGAAGAAAUCCAAAUCAAAAACUGAAAGACCUAAAACUGUGAAGGAUAAACACAAAAGUGAACCUGAUCAGACAUUAAACAAUAUUAAAGAGAAUGUAAUGUCACCAAGCCUCCUGCAGAGCAGCAAUUCUCUGCAAGAAGAGCUACACAGUAAGAGCAUCAGUAAGAAAGCUUUGAAGCAGAGUGAGAAUGCCAGAGAUGAUAUUACAGAAAUCACCAGCCAUGUAUCUACAGAACCCAAUAUGAACGAGCUCCCAUUAAACACAGAAGGAAGGACCGACAAACAAAAUUCAACAGAAUUUACCACACAAAGCCCAGAGACCAAAAACACUGAGCAUCUAUCAAGUGAACAAUCCUCAGAAGUUGAUCACAGAUACCAAAAAGACACCACUGAUAUUUCAGAUUCUGAUAAACCUAAGAGCAAUGAAACACUGCAAAUAAUCCAUGAAACAAAGGAGCACACUGGAGAAGGUGCUUCUGUAAAUGAUGACUGUGAGGUUUUAGAUGAAAUUUCUCCACACCAAGAUCUGCCCUCAGCAGAUGCUAAUACACUGGCGGGCCAGCAUGAAAACAAUGAAAUCCAGAAAGCUGAAACUCCACAGCAUAAAAUGGCUGUGGACUCAGAGGACUGCCAAACUGACCCAUCUGUAGAAGACAUUGCACCACUGCUGUCAACACAUCUUGAAGACACUACAGAGAUGGUAAAGCUCCCCAAAUUGGAUAAGGCACAAUCACAGGAUGACAUUUUAGAAAAUGCUCCUAAUGAGAGCAUUACUGUAACAGAAGAAGAACCAGCAAAAGAGGUAGAGGAUUCAAAACCAGAAGACCCCCCUGGAGCUGCAGAGCCGUGUAACAUAAAUGCACUUGAAAAUCCAGUUAAUGGCAACACAGCCCAAACCUUGUCAUCGGUUACUCUGGACUCGGGAACAUCUCAGACUCAGCCAGAACUGGAAAUUAUUGCUGCAACUGAGGAACAUGUGAACAAGGAAAACCUUUCAAACAAUAACAGUACUAAGUCCUUACUUGGCUUGUCAACCCAAGGUGACACCAGCAAUACAAAAGGCUUUCAGGCAGAAACACCUAAAGUGCUCCUUAUUUCAAAAGUGGCAUCUGAAAAAACUUCCAUAGAUUCUGCAUUGUCAGGUGUUGGCAUCCUACAAGAAAUUGACAUGGCGUCUGGAGACAGCAGUCAAAAGAAGAAAAUAUGUUUGGUUCUUCCGGAACAGUCAAACAUCAAGUCGCAGCAUGCACUCAACAAGAAGAUACGAUAACCCUUGAUCAGAAAACUGCAAUGUAGCUGGUUAGUUAGUUCUGAAAGCCACACAUGCCAAGAACUUCAUCCAUUUUGCAAAGCCACUUUGUCUAGUAUAGUGUCAUAAGGAGCUGAAGCCUACACAGACAGCACCAGAUGUAAAGCAGCAGUCAAACCUGGAAGCAAUACCACUCUGUUGCAAAUCACAAAUCCGUCUAACUACAGUAGGAGGAAUCCAUUAUGAACAUGAAGAAAAGGAGGAAACUUAUUAAGAAGGCACCCAGAUAGGAGUUAAAUUAGGUGCCACGAACUGAAAGAUAGCAACAUUACCUGCUGCAUCAUCAUAUGGGACAGCCAUCCAAGAAAACCAAUUCAAGUUAAAGAUGGAAGUGACAGGAAAGUUUUUUUCGGUCUACAGGACUAAAUAUGUUAAAGAUUCUCUUAUUUAUUUUAAUCAGUUUGAAUUGUAUUGGUAAU